This is a messenger RNA of Xyrichtys novacula (pearly razorfish), 6974 nucleotides long. The record is from the annotation of a GenBank genome assembly. Lineage: Eukaryota; Metazoa; Chordata; Actinopteri; Labriformes; Labridae.
GCUACUUUGUUUUUAACAGAAACAUGGCGGCCUCCAAGCCGAGCGCAGAUGCCAGCUCGAACAUCCCUGAUUAUGAAUACGCAGAAGUCAACACCAAACCGUUUCAUAUCGGCUCCUUCAGAAACGAAUGGCUUAAGAGACUCAAGCCGGGCGACUUUUCCUUCCAGCUGGAGGACGAGGAGACAUUUGACGCUAACUUUGCCAGAGAGCUGCGGGUCGAUGCAGAGACCAUGGCUGAGAUCAAAUCCAUCUGCAGGUACACACACCAGCCCGUAUUCAUCAGCUCAUCUUAACUCACAGUUUGAAAGUUUUCAAACAGAAAACGAGAGCUGCAUUCAGUUUAAAUGUCUCUCCAGACAGACUCAGAGAAAAUAUAUGUAUUUUUAAUUAGUUACUGUUAGAUUAAAGCUAACGUAAUUUGCCAACAAAAUAGUUUGACAAACAACAAUAGAAUAAGACCUGCACUAAGUACCCUUUUUAUAUAUACUUGAGGAUACUACACUAAAAAAAUACACCCAACUACAUUUUUUUGUAUUUCACAUUCAGUGGAUGUAAAAAUCAGAAUCAGAAACAUCUUAAAAGAGUAGUGAACAAGUUCUCAAGAAGAUAGAUAAAUAAAAUUAGUUAAGAACUGCCCUGCUUCUCUUACAGCUGUUAUGCAUCACAUUAGGGCUGGGUGAUAAAACUAUAAUGAUAUAUAUCCAAAAUUAAUUUCCCUCAAUAUGAAUAUAAAACAUGGUCAACAUGCCUUUCGAUAGUCUGCAUUCUGCCAUGUUUUGGUAGACUAUACGUAUAGCCAAUGAAAAGGGCAGUUGCUACAGGUUCGUUUUGCGCUGAACCAAUCGUGUGCUUAAUUAGAACCAAGUAGAAAACAACUGCAUAGAAGCAGGCAGCAGCAACACGCAACCAUAGCACUUCAACACGUGAAGCCAACAGCGCUGUCGGUGGGAAAAAAAGAAAAUGAGUGCCAUUCCCGUCAGAAAUGCAGAUGAAGGCUCAACAGAUGACGACAUGGGCGACAACACUGGCACAAAAAUGUCAGCGGUGUUUGGUUUUUUUGAGGUCAGACAUGAUGCAGAGUAAUGUGCACUGCAAAUUAUGCCGAGUGCAUGUUUUCACAAAGUCGGGGAAUACCUCAGAUCUUUUUCACCACCUGAAGCAUGCGCAAUGCAAAAGGUUACAAACCCUGAGCGGAGCAAGGAGCCCAUGGCGCCUGUGCAGCAGAAGCAGCCGACCAUGCAGUCUGCUUUCUGUAGUGCAACGCCUUACAACAAAACGAAGACACACAAAGACCUCACAGAUGCAGUAGCUUAUUGUAUCGCAAAAGACAUGAUACCAAUAAGCACUGUUAAAUUUCAUUUUUUAUAUCUCAAUAUUGAUAUCGACUGAUAUGGAAAAAAUAUGUUGUGAUAAACUUUUUCCCAUAUCGCCCAGCCCUACAUCACAUACAGUUUUGCUAUACAGUAUAUCAAAGAAAAAUGGCAGACUUAAUGAGAACAGGGUUCAUUUUUAGUAUGUUUCUAACCUUUCACAUGACAUUUCCCUGUUUUCUUCCUUUCUUUCGUAGUCUUGAUUCACUGCGUUGCCACCCUGAGGACCAGCAGCCUGAUACAAACGUUGUCCCUGAUGAUCCAACCCUGAAAACACUGAUGUAAGACUUUUAAAAACCAGAUAUUUCCUCUCAUAUUGUAUCCUGGAUAAGGCAUGAAAAAAGUUAAAUUUCAAUACUGUGUGAUUAUUUUCUUACAGACAAAGAAAAAAGAGGCAAGAUUACAGAGCCACCCUAAAAACACCCAAGAACAGACAUGACCUCUUUACAGAUGAACUGGUGGGUCCACUGAAGGAUUGCUGGAAUUGUAGGCAUAAGUAAUGAUUCAAGCACCUCAGUUUCAAGCUGUUAUUCACUGCUGUCUGUUAUUUACAGGAGCGUGCUGCCAUUGGAAAAAAUCCUGAAACAGUGACUAACAUGAUCGCUGAAGGAGAGCUCCUUCUAACAGUCAAUGUCUACUACCCACCUGUUGUUGAGAAGGUGUCCUUUCGUCUACUUUAAGUCUGUACAUGUCAUCACCUUCUUUCAGCACGGGUGAAUUCUGACAUUUUUUCUUUUGACCCCCCACCCAAGUUUCAGUAUGUCCGACCUCACAUGACUCUGCUGAUGACCGGCUCCCACAGCCUGGCAGAGCUCAGGGAUGCCAUCUGCUGUGUCAGCGAUUUACAAGUGUGUGGAGAGUUCAGCAACACGCCAGACAUCGCUCCAGACUUCAUAAGCAAAGUAGGCUCAAGUGCUCUUCCCCAUCCAAGCACAGAUUUGUAGACCAAAUGGUAAAACUCAAAGGUAAUAUAUUUUUUAUAUUUUCUGUUUCAGGAUCACUUCAAGUCAGCGUUCUUUUUCUUUGAGGGGAUUUUCUACAAUGAUAUGCGAUACCCCGAGUGUCAGGACAUCAGCAUGUAAGCUUUCCUGAAAUUUCCUCCACCAAGGCGACAUCUAACUUUUGAUUCUGUUCUUCAUUGUCAUACUGGAAAGUUUGACAUAAGUGCAGAGUCAAGAGAGAUUUAAUGAUUUGGAAGAUCUUUGAAAUUAAGUUAAAGUUGAGGUUUACUGGUUUUCCAGUCAAAUGAGUUACAGCAUAAUUCUGUUUAAAAUCAGUAUGUUAUCUACAAUAUAACAUUAUUUCCCUAGAGAAAUAAUGUUCAUGAUUAUGUAAUUGAACUCUUUACCCCUUCUUAUAGACUUUCUUUGAGUUGUUUUUUUAUAAUCAGUGGUCUAUAGUGGGCAACCAGAGUGUGUGAGAAGAACGAGACUGUUCUUAAAAAUGUUCAAUAUAGUGAGACCUCGAUGUUUAGGGCCUUCCUCACAUCCAGUGUGCAAUAAGACAGUAUGUGUAAGCUUACACUUCAGGGCAGGCCAUGAAGUCUGUGGAUACAAGCCUGACAACCGCGAUCACACUAAGCAGUCACACGAUGCUGGUUAUGAACUCUGGGAAGGAAUAUAUGUCUUUUUUGAUGGAGCCAUGAGAACAUUCAGCAUUUAUGUGAAUCAGUGAAUGCUGGCCUUAGAUUAAUUUUUAAGGCAACAAGACUUUUCGAACCCUAUUCUCCUAGCUGUAAAGCAGGUAGUUUAUAAGAUCUUCUACACCUGCUACAAUCAUGGUGCCAUGAAAACACAUUAUGGUGCAGACAGGCUCAGUCUUUGAGAAGUUUGAGGCUAGUCUUAAACCACAAUAAUGACUAUAUUAGUUUUGUCUAAAUUUGAGUUGAACUGUGAGCACAGGGAUGAGAUAUAAAGAAAUAUAGAUGCACUUCAGAAACCAUAACGUGUGACUUGACAAGGUUUUGAAAGCUGCCAUGAAAAAUCAUGUCGCUAUCAUGAUAACUACCGUAUUUUUCGCACUAUAAGGCGCACUUAAAAUCCUUGUGGCUUGUCGGAGCACCGCAGCUACCGUAGCCUCGCAGAGUUAUUAAAUAAGUUCAAUAAAGUUUGACUUAUCUGACUGUUUUGUUUGGCUUAAUGCGCUUUAUAAUCCGGUGCGCCUAAUGUAUGAAAAUAGACGCAAAUAGAUGCGUUCAUUUAUGGUGUGCCUUAUAGUGCGAAAUACGGUAAUACUCAUACACUGUGCAGUCCAAACCCCUUGACAGAACUUUAAGACCUCAGGGGUCUUUGGGAACAGCUCCUCUGUUUAAGGGUCUUUUGGUGCCACAUACCCACCAUGCUGCCACAGAGCCAUCACCCAUGAUUCCUCUCUCUUUAACCCACAUCUAGUGCCCAGCAGGUUUCAGAAGGCCUUUGCAGUUCUCUGCCUCUGGCCAGAGUUAAAAAUCGUCUUAGAGCUCCUGUGGACAAAGCUGUAUCUCUAAUGUCUGUGCUGAUCUUGUAUGUAUGAUAUUUUCUGACAAAAAAAAAACUCCUCUUGCUGUUUUUAAUACCCAAAAAAAUCACCAAACUGUGAAUCUUUGCUGUGGAAAAGUUAGGAUAUUUUGACAAAGUGCCGUUUGAAACUUAUCUAACGCCAAUCUCCACCAAGGAGACAAUCUCUUUGCUUGAAUAACAAAUAUUAGUUUCCCGUUAAAUCUUUUCUCGGAACUUAGUGUCAGUAUUCUUGCCUGUUUGGAAAAACAGGAGGAGAGUUAUUUUUCUACGGACAAUCUUCUCAGAAUUUUGUGAUACUUAUCUCUUAGUUCGGUAAAAAGGAUCUCAUGAAAUUUUUUCCUCAAACAGUCUCUAAGGAGCACAGAGCCUUGUGUGAAUUGAGGAAGUUGCCAUUUCCAGUGACCCUUGGGUUCUUACUUUGAUAAGAAGUAAACCACCAUGGUACCUUUUAAAAGGCAAGGUUGUCCUCAAGGUCACCUCCAACCCUCAGUCCUGCAUAAUAAUACAGGCUGUAUGAGGGCUCUUUUUUGGUUCAGUGUUUAAUAAUCAAUAGAGACAAUGGAUGGGUCUGUGAGUACACUGUGGUGUUAUUUUUUAACACCAAAGAUAAAUUGUUGAUGAUAUAGUGAACAAAGACUUCUUGGUUUGAAAAGACUUUUAUUGACUCCUUGUGAUUCCUGUGCAGGUCACCACCAGGAUAUGAUCAACUCAGAUUAACCAUGCUUGUUAAAAGACCAAAAACAGUGGUUAGGGAAACACAUUAUGCUGUGAAAAACGUGUUCUGAGUUUUUGGAAACAGACUCAAGCUUGAGGCAAUAAAAUCUUAAAUUCAUCAAAAAGCUUUUUAAAAACCUUUUUUAAUAAUAGUUUUUUGUCUGACAGGACUACCAUUGAAUGGGCGAAGACCCACAACUUCCCGACUUUCAGCCAAGCCAAGAUGGAGGACACAAGGUUUGCCGAUCUGAAGGUGAAAGUUGGCUUCCCUUACCUGUACUGUCAUCAGGGAGACUGUGAACAUCUCGUCAUAAUCACAGACAUCAGGUUAGUGCUGUGAAGGAUCAGCAGCAGGUCAGCUCUUGUCAAGAAACACAGACUCUGACUUCUGGUAUUUUAGGUAUGAAUGUAAUUGUGAAGUCCAUUUCACACAUGCACCACUCUCUUGAAUUUAUGUUUUCUGGGAAGUGCAUGUGUGAAAGCAACACUGUCUGAAAUAGACUUUUACUCUGAGCGAGCAGUGAAGGGAUGAGACUGUUGAACUCAACUCAGAGCAUGCUCAGAUACCUUGAGAGACAAACCAGGCUUGCAGCUCCACUUUUUAACAGCUCUCCUCCCUCCAAUUUAAAAACACUGCUUUACUGUGAUGCGCAACAAGAUAGUAUGGAGCGAGCUGGAUUGUAAAAAAACCUACUCAAAUCAAGACGCCUGCAAAAGUGUUGCUGCUUGGAGCUCCUAGCUGCCUGUUUCACUUGUCCGCUCUUGUGAUUUUGGAAUAAGACUUUAAAGCGUUGCAGUGAUGCACACACUGAAAACACUCACCUGAGCGAAAGAGAAUCAGGCCCCAAGUUUAUUUGAAAUCGCAGGUCUUGGAUGUCCUGUAAAUGUCCAUGAACUGCCAGAUCAUGUGUGAACACACUUUCUAAAAUUAUCAUCUGAUUGCACCAGUGAGAUAUCAGAAAGACGCUCACAAAUUCUUAUUUUUUUCAGUUACAGUAAGAACUAAAAAAAGCCUGAAAGUCUGAAUGCAGAGUACCCUGGCCCGUCACACUUAGCUAGUACACAACUUAAUCUUAAAAAGUCCACCAUUUGAGUCUAAACUAUCUUUGACUUAAUUUAAUCUGACUUCCAAGUAUCACUUCACAGUCAUCUAAACGCUUGCAUUAGUACUACAGGAUUUUAAAUAAAGAACGUCCUUGUCAGACAGGCUCCGACCGCUCUCACAAGACCUAGUCGCCAGGUUUAAUUGCACCAGGAAAUGCGUAAUAGUAGUUCCGUUUAUGAGCUGUCUUAUUGUUAAUGUACUGGAACCACUUAUGAAAGCCACUCUUAGUACCAGAGAUGUGAAACAAAUCUGUGUUACGGUCAUCAUAGACUAUUUCGAAAUGCUCCUGUAAUCGCUCUCUCUGCACUUUUUACAGACUGAUGCAUACAAGCGACUGCCUGGAUAAGAGGCUGUAUCCUCUCCUCACACAUAAGCACAGGGUCCUCACCAAGAAGUGUGCUGUUUGCCAUGUUUAUAUCGGGAGGUGUGUUAAACAGAAAGUAGCAGUGCCUAAAUAAAUUCUUGUCCUAAAACCAUAACAUAAAAUUCUAAAACUAUAUUUUAUUUUUCAGAUGGUUUACCACUAACGACCAGUUUGCCCCAAGUAACCCAUGCCUCUUCUGCGACAAGUGCUUCCGGCUGCUGCAUUAUGACGCUCAAGGAAAAAAACUGGGAGAUUUUCUGGCCUACCCCUACGUGGACCGUGGCGCUUUUAACUAAAGCUAGUCUUUAAGGGAAGUGCUCAUAUCAUUGAUUUAAAUGCUGUAUAAUACAGUAAAAUGUUACAUAUUUCAAAUAGAAAUGUUUUGAAAAUAAGGAAAUCUGCUUUUUCCUUUGUUUUUAAAGGAGAAACCAAUUUUUGGACAAAAAUGUGACUUUCUGGGGUUGAAAUAAAGUUUGAUUUACAGGAGUCUGUUUUACCUCGGCCUUGCAUGUCUUAUUAUCUCCGCCAAGGAGGUGAUGUUUUUGUUAGCGUUGGUUUUUUUGUCUGUUAGCAACUUUACAGAGAAAGUAACAGACGGAUUGACGUGAAAUUUUCCAGUCUUUAGUAAAAAAUUACACAAAAGGAUCUCAAUGAGUUUUAUGAGGUGUCAAAGGUUGAUCCUGAUCCAGACAAAAUUCCAGAUACUGUGAUUCAGAACACACAAAAAUAAGGGUGUCGUUGGAAUUUUCAAUGCUGAAAGAUAACCAAUGAAGAUACAAGGAAGUGUACGCUUACAAUUAUUGCAUAAUAAAUCAUGCAUUUAUGUAUCUAAUAUUAGCUUUGUUGUUUUAAGAACAUUAUGAACAGUGAACAAACCAGUUUAAACACAAAUAAAAGUUAAUAAAAGACAUGUAACAGUAAAA